Messenger RNA from Ambispora gerdemannii, 900 nucleotides. The record is from the annotation of a GenBank genome assembly. Lineage: Eukaryota; Fungi; Glomeromycota; Glomeromycetes; Archaeosporales; Ambisporaceae.
AUGAAGCCUGCGUUAAUGAUGAAUGGUGGUGGUGGUCGAACUGUCGAAGCUACGGACUAUUUCAAUCUUCGAGCACGUAAUGGAGAAUUUGCCUAUUAUAGUGUUCAAAUGUAUCUCGGAGGUGGAUUAGGUGGUGAUUUGUCACGGAAAGAAACAUGGGAUAAUUUGUAUAUUGUCGGAUUAUUCACAAAAAUGAAACAUAAUAUUGGGCUGUCAGCAGCAGCCACCACUACGAUUCAAAACAAUAAUAGUUCUUUCACCCAGAAUUUUCCAAAUAAUCCACAAACUCCCAAUCCGAUGAUCAGUAAUAGUAAUAACGGGGAUCUUUUGGAUUCACCAAUAUUAUCUCCGGUGAUUGAUCCAUCACUUCGUGAUAAUGAUAGCUCGUUACUGAGUCGAUCAUACACCCCAGAACGAAAUCAAGCAUCAAAAUCGUCUGCUCUUAUCCACUCGGAACAAUUCAACUAUCAAAAUUCACGUUAUCUUCCUCCGUCUAGUCAACAUUACCAUCAUCAACAACAUCAAGCUCAUUACCUACAACCACCCCAAACUCCAAUAUCCACAGACACUCCGCCUCUUUUGUCACGUUCGAAUAUUCCAUCACCUUUAAGUUUACAUGCUGAAAAAAGAAGCAUUCCUUUUAACAAUCAACGACAUAACCCCAAUUUACAUUUACAACAUCAACCAUUAACUCCAACUUAUGAUGACGGUGACAGAAUAUGCAAUGCUGAUCCCACUAGUACCACUGGCACUAUCACUUCUACCACGUCAACAUUAAUAAAUAACCCCUUAUUCGAUGCAACUGCACGAUCGAUAGUUAAUGAGUUGGGUGGUGGUGUUGUUGAUGAAGAUGGAGAAUCUCCUACACGGAUGAGCGUGAAUUCGUUAUUGUGUAACUAG